Messenger RNA from Dicentrarchus labrax (European seabass), 1913 nucleotides. Its product is annotated as C-type mannose receptor 2-like. The transcript is spliced from 6 exons. The record is from RefSeq and is a predicted model, not a curated record. Bases 97 to 1080 code for a protein of 327 amino acids. Lineage: Eukaryota; Metazoa; Chordata; Actinopteri; Moronidae.
CAUCUUUCUAAGGGCUGUAUACUCUCUAUAUAUGUGUACUAUAUUUCUGCAAGGUCUCAACAUUCAACAGCUGGAUUCUAAACUUUAAAAUCAGAAAUGGAUUUUUACGUGACUAUGAUUCUCCUCUUCUUUGGAUGCAGCUUCAACUCCUGCUCUCAGUUCCCCCUGCGAGAGUACCACUAUGUUAACAAGCUAAUGAGCUGGAGCGAAGCUCAGCAUUACUGCAGAGAGAAAUACACUGACCUGGCCACCAUUGAAAGCAUGGAUGACAUAAGCAGGCUAAAACCUGAUUUUUCCUAUUCGUGGGCAUGGAUAGGACUGAGGGAUGACCCAAAAUCCUGGAAGGAAUCCAUGGGCAAUGACACCAACUCCUGGAGAUGGUCAGCGACUGGUCAAACAAGCAAAACUGGUUACCACAACUGGAAUGUAGGGCAACCAAACAGUUACAUGGCAAAUGCCAACUGUGUCGUCAUGAACACUAAUGGAAAAUGGUAUGACACAGGCUGUAAUUCACUCAGGAGUUUUGUUUGUUACGAUGUUACAGACCAAACAGAGAAAACCUAUGUGUUCAUCUCGGAUGAGAAAACAUGGAAUGAUGCUCAAGCAUACUGCAGAGAACACUACACAGACCUUCCUAUGAUCGAGAACAUCGUAGAAAACAAUGAGGUGUAUUCUGCAGCAUCAGCCGAAGUUUGGAUUGGUCUGUACCGAGUGCCAUGGACUUGGUCCGACAACACCCAAAGCUCCUUCACAUUCUGGAAAGAGAAAUCACCAGAAAACUAUGGUGGUAACCAGUUCUGUACAGUUGAGAGUAAUCUGCAUGAAUGGAAUGACCUCAUCUGUUUGGAGAAGUUCCCUUUCAUCUGCCAUCAAGUUUUAAAAUUGAAGACCACGGUGAAGAUGAAGAUUCAGACUGAUGCUGACAUAACCGAUCCAGCUACUAACGCCCAGAUCCUCCAGCAGCUAGGUGAAGUGCUAACAAGUCAAGGAUGGACUGACUUUAAUCUGCAAUGGAAGAUUCAGCCCACUAAACAGGAGGAAGACAAACUCACAGAACCUCAAUGCAUUCCACAUGUUUAAUAUAUUGUUGUUUGUAGACCUACUAAAUGAUAGAUGUUCUUGUGUUGUUAGUCAAGUAAUUUGUGUAUGUAAUAACACUGCAGCGAGUAGAGGAUAACAAUAUAACAUGAGAUCAUUUGACUUUAUGUAGCAUGCUGCACAUUGAUUUAAGAUUUUAUAUGGUUUGCUGAAUAACUAUGUAAGCAAUGAUGCCUGAUGCACAAACAUGUAAAUCGGAAAUUAUAGGUCAAUGAAUCAAUUAGUGGCUUUUCUUUGUCCUAUGUGUCUGCAAAAUUAAUAAUUUGAGGUUUUGUUGAGAGAAAGCAAGAUUUGAAGACCCUGACCUUGGAUUUGAAGAAAUUUUAAGGUGCAUUUUUAAACAAUUCUUCGGAAAUAUAAAAGACCAAAUGAUUAAUCAAAAAAAGAAUGUACAGAUUAAUCGAUUAGUCAUUAAUCAUCAUCGUCUGUUUCCAUUGUAUGUUUGUAUGUAGCAGGGAUUGGAAAGCUGUGUAAUUUGAUGGUGGUGUGUCUUUAAUUGCUGAGAAUUACACUGUUGCUCAUUGUUAUGUUAUAAAUGUUUUGGGGGUUUGGAUUGACUGUGAGAUAAAGUGACCCAUGAUCAAGUUGAACCAUGAAAGCAUAGGUUAUUUAGCCCUCUCAAGUUAGCUUUGUAAUUGUAAUUAGUGUAAAUGUGACCUUUCUUAACUAUGUCAAGGUACAAAACCUUAUCCCCUAAUGACGUCAUCUUCGAUUAUUAUUAUUAUUACAUAUUAUAGCCUACUAUUAACAAAUCGCGGCAAUUCACUGAAGUGAAAGGCUUGUUGUUCAUGUCGUCGCCUACUGAAAUGAUCAAA